AGGAGCUGGGAAAGGAGCCCCCAAGCGGCCGGCGGGGCCCGGCGAGCAGAGCCGGGCGGACCCCGGGCAGCGGGUGUGUGUCGCCGGGGGCGGGGGCCGGGGCCGCUGCAGCCGCUCCCGCGAAGCCGAGGCGGCAGGAACGACGCCGGGCUGCGUCCUCCGGCACGGCGAAGCGGGCUUGCCCUUGGACUUCUGGAAGGAGAAGUUUUUUCUUGACUGGAUCCAGUUAAAUCUCAACUGAUUUGUACAAGAACUUGAGCAUGCUGUGCUUUUCCUUCACCAAUUUCUACAGCUGGUAAAAAGGUCUGGAAAAAACUGGAAACGUGCUUUACAUGACAACUUGGUAGCAGGUGGUUUAAUCUAUUACAUUAUCUAUUAUGUGUUUGCAGCAAAUAAGUAUAAAUUACCUCUGUUCAGUUAUUUAGUUACUACAGGCUAAAACUGCAACUUUUCCUCUAACUGAUUAGUACCGUUUUUUUGAGUUGUACUAGUUGUUUUGACCACAAGACUCAAAGAGUGAGGUAUUUCUCAAUAUGAGCAAGUCUGUCAUGGCUUGAAUGUUAGGACUUCAUUUGCAUCUGAACAAUGUGCACUGGGAAUCAGACAGGAAGGAGCUGGUGCAAGAAAGCCUUAAACCAGUGUUCUUCAGUCGUCAAUCCGGGUUCAAAUGUCAGACCCAGAUCCUCAGUGGGGGAGGCAAAGAAGUGAUAGAGGUGAAAAUACCAAAGGUUCACCAGGAUGUGAUGCCUAAUGAUGAGCAGUAACUACUGCAGCAACGCAUCAGCCACUAUGAGUGUCAACGAGGUGUCUGCCUUCCCGCUGACUUUAGAACAAAAAACUGGCUUUGCCUUUGUAGGGAUUUUAUGUAUUUUCUUGGGACUUCUUAUCAUCAGAUGCUUCAAAAUCUUGCUGGAUCCCUAUAGUAGCAUGCCUUCCUCUACUUGGGAAGAUGAAGUUGAGGGGCUGGAUAAAGGGACAUUUGAAUAUGCCCUUGCAUGAAAAUUCAAGAGUCUCCUGCCUUAAUUUUGAUGUUGAUGUCAUUUUGGAAACCUACUACUGACACAUUUAUAAUAUAGAUCUACAUUUUGAUGGUGCCAUUCAUUUUAUUAAAUAAAUAUUUGUUGCAAACUCAAAAA
Messenger RNA from Alligator mississippiensis (American alligator), 1136 nucleotides. RefSeq names its product cortexin 2 (gene CTXN2). Lineage: Eukaryota; Metazoa; Chordata; Crocodylia; Alligatoridae. The record is from RefSeq and is a predicted model, not a curated record. The transcript has 3 exons. Bases 751 to 999 code for a protein of 82 amino acids.